AUGUCUUAUGACCGCCUCGACUCGCUGGAGUCCCAGCCUACCACUAUGCGCAGGGAUGAAGACCCGCAGUACCGUGACGAUCCGGACUUCGACCGCCUGGCCGUCCAGCUUUCAGACCACUUAUUUGAAUUGACUGCGAAUAUUACUCGUCUAUCCAGCCAAAUCAGCCUACUCGGAACCAAGCGAGACACCGAGCGUGUGCGCGAGCGGGUUCAUAAUUACCUCCAAGAGUCCCGUACAGGGUUUAGAGAUGUGGGCGAAGGAAUUAAGGAACUACAAACAUGGGAGGACGUCAACCCCUCCCAGAAGUGGACCCAACAGAAGAUAUCGAACGAGUUCAGGAGCACCUUGGAAGAGUUCCAAAUAAUCCAGCGUCGUGCAAUUGAGAAACAGCGCGCUUCAGCCGCGGCCGCACGUACUGCAGUCGAGGAGGAGGGACAACCAGCAACAGACAAUGAUUUACUGCUACAAGAGCAGGAGUUGGAAGAGCAACAUCGCAUGGCUAACCAAGGCGAAGUGGAUUUCCAAGAGUCGCUGAUUAUUGAGCGCGAGACAGAGAUCCGAAACAUCGAACAGAGUGUUGGGGAGUUGAAUGAGCUCUUCCGCGAUGUCGCGCAUAUCGUCACAGAGCAGGGAGGCCAAUUGGACAUCAUCAGCGAGAACGUGGAGAACGUCACUCAAGACACCCGAGGCGCCAAUGUCGAAUUGCGCAGUGCCAGCAGAUAUCAGAAGAACGCACGAAACAGGGCAUGCUGCCUCUUCGUGAUUCUUGCUGUGAUCCUCCUUAUCAUUGUACUUGCAAUCGUCCUCGGGUAA
This is a messenger RNA of Penicillium olsonii, 816 nucleotides long. NCBI's taxonomy places the organism in Eukaryota, Fungi, Ascomycota, Eurotiomycetes, Eurotiales, Aspergillaceae. The record is from the annotation of a GenBank genome assembly.